Brassica oleracea var. oleracea is the source of this 1091-nucleotide messenger RNA. RefSeq names its product epsin. The coding region runs from base 72 to 968 and encodes 298 amino acids. The transcript has 4 exons. Gene Ontology annotation, biological process: endocytosis. Gene Ontology annotation, cellular component: clathrin vesicle coat; endosome; plasma membrane. NCBI's taxonomy places the organism in Eukaryota, Viridiplantae, Streptophyta, Magnoliopsida, Brassicales, Brassicaceae. Gene Ontology annotation, molecular function: clathrin binding; phospholipid binding. The record is from RefSeq and is a predicted model, not a curated record.
AAUAAGUCUCAGUUGAAACCUCCUCUCUCUCUCUCAGCCUCGUAUGCAAACUGAGAAUAAUUUGAAGAGAGAUGUCGAUGAUGAGCAGAAAUCGAAGCAGCAUCGGCAUGGGAACACCUUCAUUCAUUGACUUGAAGAAGCAAGCUUCUUUUUUCUUCAAAGAAAAGCUCAAAACUGCGCGUUUAGCUCUCACCGACGUUACUCCUCUUCAACUAAUGACUGAGGAAGCUACGGAUGGAGAGUCAUGUGGUCCAAACACACAAACCUUAGGAUCCAUUUCAAAGGCAGCUUUUGAGUUUGAAGAUUACUUGCAGAUUGUCAAUGUCUUGCACAAAAGAUUGGCAAAGUUUGAUCAAAGAAACUGGAGAAUGGCUUAUAACUCGCUCAUAGUCGUUGAACAUUUGCUCACUCAUGGACCAGAGAGCGUCUCAGAUGAGUUUCAAGGCGAUAAAGAUGUUAUCUCGCAAAUGCAAUCUUUCCAACAGAUCGACGAGAAAGGGUUUAAUUGGGGAUUAUCUGUUAGGAGGAAAUCAGAGAAGGUCUUGAGGCUACUUGAGAAAGGAGAUUUGCUCAAGGAAGAGAGGAAGCGAGCUCGCGAGCUGUCUCGAGGGAUUCAAGGUUUUGGUAGCUUCAACCGCAAGCCUUCAAAGAAUGAAGUCCUACAAGAAUCUUCCUCCUAUAGGAAAUGCAAUUCCAACUUCACCAAGUACAUUGAAGAUGACCAAGAGAUCAACACAAUGGUUUCUCCUAAUGUCACCGGCCACUUCUCUCAGCCGUUGGUGAUUGACCCGAACUCGGAAUCAGGGAGGAGUAUGAAAAAAAAUAUGGAUCCUGAAGAUGAGGAGAACACAGAGAUAAACCCACUUUUGGGUUGUGAUAAAAAGGAGGGUCAAGAUCUAGUAGAAGAAGAAGAGAACCAUCCAUUUACGGAUGGUGAAAAUAAGCAUAUCGUCUCAUUGCUUGAUUAGAACACAAGUUGAAUAUGUUAUAAAUGAAAUCUCGGCAUGUAUGUGAUGUUUGCAUACCAAAAUGUAUACAAAUAUAACAAUAACACUGUUAGUUACUGAUAUGUAUUUUGUUCUUAAACUUGA